CAACGAGAAACCUCUAAGCCGAAGUCAAAACAGAGGAAGAAAAAAAAAAACCUUAUCUAGCAAAUGGCUACUUCCACUUUCGUCUCUCUACCAAAACCCUUCUUCGCUUUUCCGGUGAAAACCAACACUCCUGCUCUGGCUAACCACAAGCUUCUCGGAAGCCGAAGAGGUUGUCUCAGAGUCAAAGCGAUUUCAACUAAAUGGGAACCGACAAAGGUUGUUCCUCAAGCAGACAGGGUUCUUGUUCGUCUUGAAGAGGUUGCUCAGACAACCUCAGGUGGAGUGUUGUUGCCUAAAGCAGCUGUUAAGUUUGAGAGGUACCUAACCGGAGAGGUUGUCUCUGUUGGUUCUGAGGUGGGACAACAAGUUGGCCCUGGAAAGAAGGUUCUGUUCUCUGACGUGAGCGCAUACGAGGUCGAUUUGGGAACCGGUGCUAGGCAUUGCUUUUGCAAAGAGAGCGACCUGUUGGCCCUCGUGGAGUAGAGUUCUUGUCUGAGAACAUCCAAUGUUUUCUUGAAGAUUUUUAGUUGCUUGCUGUAAUAUUCAGACUUUGUUUUUGUGACAAACAAUAUUUCAGACAAUCAUAAACAAAAGAUCUUCAACUAGUUGAACCAA
This is a messenger RNA of Brassica oleracea var. oleracea, 615 nucleotides long. RefSeq names its product 10 kDa chaperonin. The transcript has 7 exons. The record is from RefSeq and is a predicted model, not a curated record. The coding region runs from base 64 to 483 and encodes 139 amino acids. Gene Ontology annotation, cellular component: mitochondrial matrix. NCBI's taxonomy places the organism in Eukaryota, Viridiplantae, Streptophyta, Magnoliopsida, Brassicales, Brassicaceae. Gene Ontology annotation, molecular function: metal ion binding; protein folding chaperone; ATP binding.